Messenger RNA from Suillus fuscotomentosus, 1053 nucleotides. RefSeq lists its product as uncharacterized. Lineage: Eukaryota; Fungi; Basidiomycota; Agaricomycetes; Boletales; Suillaceae. The record is from RefSeq and is a predicted model, not a curated record. The coding region runs from base 1 to 1053 and encodes 350 amino acids. The transcript is spliced from 4 exons.
AUGUCGACACCAUCCCUAUCCCUUGUGGUUUCACAAGCCAUGGCGAUUCUAGCAGGAAAUACUAGUGGAAUCAUCUUUGCCACUUACAAAAAACAGGCUAAAAACACCUUUCCAUCUCUCAAAAUAUGUCCCACUAAUACAUUUUCUAUCAUCUCAUGGAAGGUUUUGGCAAUCAACCAACUCUCCGACCCCGAUACAGGAGAGGAUGGCGCACACCCAGGCUCAGGCUUCGACCCAUGGGUGGUCAAAUUAGAGAUUCACCUCUGCCUCAACAGCAACUUAGGCAAACACCCUCAGCCUGUUGCUGUAUUACAGGGUGUCAACAUUACAACGGAUGAGUCCGGAGUAACCACCGUCGGCCAGGUGAUGGCCACCAUGCUACCUGCAUUGAAUCGAUGCCUGCAGCUCACCGAAGACAAGGGCUCAUGCCCCAGUCAAAACACAUCGACUUCCAAGUCAUGGUCCUCAGCGGCCAAUUGUAUCCACCUGGAAGAUAUGAAGGUAGCCAUGGAUGAAUGGCUAUCAGAUCAUUCUGAUGUAAUUGCAAAAUGGAGGGAGUUUGCUCACGCUAGUCAGGCAGCUGUCCUGGCCUGGCCAAUUUUCAUACUUGUCCAUGAAGCCCUAGUGCCGCUGAUUGCUGAAGUUGGCGGUGACAGAGGAUCAAAGGAUCGAAAAUAUUUACGGGAUGCGCUGAAAACACACGGGAUUGGAAAUCCUCAACUCCGAGCAGCAACCCUCAUCAUAGAGGCUGAAGAUUUACUCGAAAAUUGCCAUUUGAACCAUGUCAAAGCAGCUGUUGAUAUAUUACUGUGCACUCCUCUCAGCUCUGAACUGAACUAUUUGGAGUGUGAGGAUGCAGGUGUUUACUCUCGUUCGAUGAUUCCAGCUGGAGCUGGUCUGCAAUAUCAAAAGCUCCUUCGCUUCUCUCCUCACAUGAACACAAUACGCCCUGAUCGGAACGAUCAACCUUGUGAUCCCUUAGAUUUUUCUGCUCCUUUACCCCUUCCCACCUGGGAACUUAAGACAUGUUCAGUUCAGUUUUUAAAAGUCUAA